Molecule: messenger RNA, 14415 nt
Organism: Lymnaea stagnalis (great pond snail)
Lineage: Eukaryota; Metazoa; Mollusca; Gastropoda; Lymnaeidae
Source: the annotation of a GenBank genome assembly
UGUAUUUUUUCGGUUACAGUUAAUGUCUCACGGCUGACAUGGCUUCCGCUUUCAAACAAGGACGCUUCACAGCAUGCAUAUUUUUGUUUUGGUUAAUGACAAUAAUUUUUUGUACACAAAAAGGUAAUUUCUUACUUUAUUAAAAAAAUAUAUACUCUUUUGCAUAUCCAAUUCUUUCAAUAUAAUAUAUUAAUGUUUGCAAUUUUAAUUUUUUUUUUGUUUUUUGCUAAAAAAAAAGAUAUGGUUAUUCAGCUGUAUCAAUCAUAUAACUAUAAACAUAUUUUAUCUCGCCCACCCCCUCAAAAUAAACAAGAUUUAAUUUUCAUUUCAAGGUGUGAAAUGUAUUAUUUUGUAUGAGUUAACAGUGAUGCACACAAAAGUCCCUGUUGUCAAUAAUACAACAACUCUCAGGACUGUUAACGAUGAUACCAAGAUUCUACAUUGAGUUUUGUGCCACUGUUACUGUUUUUCUUUUCUAUUAAACCUCUCUUUUACUGCAUGGAAUUAAUAUUUCAUUAUAAGAAUAGCUGUUUCGAAAUGGGAAUUUCUAAGAGAAAACGCGAACAGCUAAAAUAAAAUUGUCUGAUGAAUUCAAAUAAACAUGACACUCUAUGCCAUUUCGCAUAAUUUUCUCUUAUAUUGUUUUUAUUUAUAAAAUACCGUAAUCAAUUUAAAAAUAGUUACGAUGGCCGUAUAAGAAAAAUGUAGACAUUAUUUCCACUGUGCUACAUCCGUUCUUCUCAGCUGUAAUUUAUUUUUUACCACAAAUAUUCUAAAGCAGGAGAUUUCAAUCUGCAGACGGCAACUAACUCAAUAGUUUGUUAUAACAAUUUAUAAGAUAUGUUAAGAAAGUAUUCUUUAAUUGAUCCAUACAUACGGGAAUUUUUUUUGACGACUUGGUACCUAUUCAUAUUCUGUCCGUUCCCAAGACACACUAAAACGUAUGGUGAACGAUCUUUCUCUUUCUGCGCCCCCAAACAAUGGAAUUCUUUGCCACUACACAUACGCAAUAUACCAACCACCCAGGCCUUCAAAACUGCACUAAAUACAAGGUUAUGUGGUGGGGUUGGUGAAUAUACAUUGCUGCUGUACUUUAUUUCAUAAAUGUAUUUUAUUUUAAUGUCAUGAUUAUGUCUCUUUUGAUAAAAUUUGUAUGUACAGUGCGGUGAGCCCAGCCCUAGGCUGGGGUACCGCGCUAUAUAAGACCUCUUAUUAUUAUUAUUAUUAUAUUUAGAAUAUUUUAAUUUAAAAAACGAAACAAAUACAUUGAAAGGGUAAUUAAAGGGUAAACAAACAAAUGUUACCUUUCAAAUAUAUAAAUCAUUUUUAUAACAAUGUUAUUUUUUUAAAAAGUUAAUAAUUAAAUCUGAAUGGAUAUCUCUUCUAUAUAUCAACAAAUGCAGAGAGAAGAAUUAAACAGUACAAGCCCAUGAAAGUCAUAAUUUUAAAUUGAGUUUGAAUAUCAAUAUCUUUUUACAAAUGAACAGCAUUCAGAUUUUCCACAACACUCAUUCUUUUUCAGAAGCUGAAGCGUCAGAUCCCAUCUUGAAGUAUGACUGUAGAAAGCCUGGGGAAAUCUGUGUAUCUUCACAAAACUGUAAUCUAACGACUGGAUCUUGCGGCUGUCAGCAGAACACAAAUAACACGCACUAUGAUUAUUCAUGUCAAAGUUACAGUAAGUAAAACAUAACUUAUUCAAAAUAUCUGGCUUAAAAUUAACUUGUUUCGGAUACAAUUUUUUUUCUUUCUCCUUCUUUCUUAAUUACAAACAACAUAUAUUUUUUGUUAAAUGUUUAUUGAGAACUUUGUUUCUGUUUUUCAGGUAUAAAUGCAUUAGCCAAUUGUUUGGCCUUUGAUAAUUGCAGUGGACAUGGUUUCUGCAAUGCUACAAAUAAUUGCGUUUGUGAUGAAGGAUACUACGGGGGAAAAUGUAGCAUGCCAAGAGGUAAAUAAUUUCAACCAAGCGUCUUUUCUAUUGACAGUUGUGUCCGUCCCGUGUUAGAAAUCUAAUGUUAUAAGCCCACAUUUUAAAAAUUUCAGUAUUUUCAAAACGCGAAGUGUCAAAUUGGGUGUUGUCUUGACUACAAAGCAUUAAGUAGAAACAACGACAUUUUUUUUCUCCAACGUAAUGUUUACAGUUUAAUUGUUAUUGGAAUGGACCUAAUUUAAUAAUACACACAUUCUUGUAUGGCGAAACUGCUGUCAUUGAAUUUAGUACACAAUGAUCUGUACAAUUGUAGCAUUGAUUUGAAUAACUGAUCAAAAUAUUACUGAAUCUUUUCUAUCUUAUUUAUGUAGUUAUAAGAUGAGAUAAUUUUUUUUUUCUCCAACGUAAUUUUUACAGUUUAAUUGUUUUUGGAACGGACCUAAUUUAAUAAAACACACAUUCUUGUAUGGCGAAACUGCUUUCAUUGAAUUAAAUAAAAAAAAAAAAAAAAAAAAGAAAUAGAAUCUCUGAAAGAUCUGUGAAGCAUAUUUUCUGUAAUUAAUAUAUUUUAAAAAAAUAUAUUUUUCUUUAGACGCCGAUUAACGUCAUUAUUACGCUAAAAUUUCAAACACUCGGGAGUUCGAUAGCGUUUUUUAUUUCGUUCAAACACGAAAUACAAUUUCACUUUUUAUUUAAAUGAAAAUGCCGAAGAUUGAAAAUUAAAGGUGGAUGAUUGAUUUAAUACUUAUAUAAAUUGGUAUAUACUAUUCGCAGCAAGAAUAAAUCGAUUGUUUAUCUCUUACAAUAAAAAGUAAUAUUUAUUACAAAAUUGUUCAUUCCCAUAUUUAGUUCUCUAGCUUUCGGAAACCAACGAUAUAAGUAAGAAAAUUAGACAUGCACACGCCAACCCAUAACAAGGUAAAGCCGUAGUGAUAUGUCUGGCUUGCAUUCAGUACGAAAAUGCACCUAUCUUCUUAAACAAUCUGUGAACUGGCAUAUUGCUGAUUUUCAGUUUGUUGAAAGGGAGAACACAGACAUGAUUCUCAUUAUAUGCAACGUACGGGUCGAUCAGAGUUCCACUUCCGUUGACACAAAACACCUCCGUAACGGAGAAAUUUCGCAACAGUAGUCAAAAUAACUGCGUAACUGGGAGCAGUCUUAUGAAAUCUCUCUUUGCCAUUGUUCUCUUGCCAUUGUUCUCUUGCCAUUGUUCUCUUGCCAUUGUUCUCUUGCCAUUGUUCUCUUGCCAUUGUUCUCUUGCCAUUGUUCUCUUGCCAUUGUUCUCUUGCCAUUGUUCUCUUGCCAUUGUUCUCUUGCCAUUGUUCUCUUGCCAUUGUUCUCUUGCCAUUGUUCUCUUGCCAUUGUUCUCUUGCCAUUGUUCUCUUGCCAUUGUUCUCUUGCCAUUGUUCUCUUGCCAUUGUUCUCUUGCCAUUGUUCUCUUGCCAUUGUUCUCUUGCCAUUGUUCUCUUGCCAUUGUUCUCUUGCCAUUGUUCUCUUGCCAUUGUUCUCUUGCCAUUGUUCUCUUGCCAUUGUUCUCUUGCCAUUGUUCUCUUGCCAUUGUUCUCUUGCCAUUGUUCUCUUGCCAUUGUUCUCUUGCCAUUGUUCUCUUGCCAUUGUUCUCUUGCCAUNCCCCCCCCCCCUUUUUUUUUUUUCAAAAAUCAAUGAAUGCCUAAAGUUCGAGUGAAAAUAUUGGUCGAAUAUGAAUUUAUUCCUCCGUUGACAGCCCAUUUGUAACAAUAUAGGCACAACUUAUGAUAUUCUCUCACUUACAACAUUAAUCUUAUCUCACUUCUUGGAAAACGUGGCAGUUGGAGCUAUUCACCCUUGACUAACGCAUCUACAUGUUUACGAUGUGUCUGUGUCAGUUCAGUUAUUUUUGGCUCAAACUUUACUUGAGAUGUUCCACACUCUUUGAAGUAUUUAGAAAGCUAAUUAAACGAGUCCUUUUUUAAUUUAGUCUCAAAAUCAUUAUCAUUGAUUUAUGUUCAUAAAUGAAACGUUUAUUUUAUAUAUAUAAACUAUAUUCUGGACUAAAUUAAUGUUAACGCUAGUUUUACAUGUCAAACAUACUUAGACAAUAAGGAAGGGUGAUAGGAAUGUUUACCCUUCGUGAGAUUUAAUUGAUAUUUGUUAUAGGUAUAAUUUUUUAAAGCGUUCCAUUUAACACACACUUUUUUUUACCUAUGUUCGCCGAGUAAGCUGAAUCCCCCUAGUAUGUAUAUUUUGAUCUGUGUAAAACAAUUAGACCUUAUGAUAGAUUAAAUUACAAAUUCCAUAGUUGCAGUGCUUCUCAGUCCUUUAUGCCAUAAUUUAAAAUAAAAAUCAUAUUAAGUUAUGUAGAAUUGUGAAAUAUGUUUACUGUUAUUAUCGUGGAUAAAUAAAUUCCCGUUGCGUUUUUUAUCACUUUUUAAAAUUAUGACCAAAUAUUUUAAUUUUAUCUACCGGAUGCAAAAUUUCCUCAAACAAAAGUGCCACUUGCAAGUUCCCACUCGCAAUUUCGUAAAUUAUUCUAGUACUAGCUACUCAAAUUUGAUAUUUGAAUAAUAAAUGCAAGAUGAGGCUCUAAAAUUAUUGUAUAUUUGUUAAAAUUUGAGAUGCUAAAGUAUAACAUUCUUUGAAGCUACUGCGGGGCAAUUGUUCAUUUUUUUCACUGCGAAUCCAUUACUAUCAAUUAAUAAAACAAGGUAAAGCAAUAAAUUAUUUCUCUUAUAAAUUUGAUUUUUAUAAUGUAGCGGAAGAAUAUUUAUUGUUCAUACAGUUUUGUUUUGUUAUGUUGUCAGUUCAAGUUGCGUGUAACCUCACACAUAUGUUCAUCAACGUAAACCCCUAUGGCAGUGGCGGAAUGUUUGUAUAUGUCUCGGGGCAUCAAGAAGCACCCUGUGUGUUACAGGAUAAAGUAAGUAUGGUCUUGUACUGCAGCCCCCCCCCCCCGAACUGGUCAAGUGACCCCCCCCCCAGCUAAAAGUGUACAUCAAUUAAAUAAAUCAUAAUUUUAUUAACAAAAUACUACAUUUUCAUUUUUUAAAAGUUUUAAAAAUAAUAGUAUGUGAAUCUUUAAAGCGAAUACAAUUAGUGAAGUCAGCGAAAUAUCGCUGCGCUCAAUAUAUUUGACGAUUCAUAUAUUUAAGGCUAAACUUCUUAGAAUUUUACACUACUUAAAUUAUAAAUAUCGUACUGGGGACUCUCAAUUAUAGGCAUAAGUCUUAAUUCCCGUUGUUGGCACAUAUAGGUAUUUUUAUUGAUUUAAUUUUUGCUACUUCACAAGUGUUUAAUUGCCUGGUAUUAAACAAACUUUACAUCAAUAUAAAGCACAAACCUUUUUAAUAAAAGUUCUAACUAAGUAUCAAACAUGUGCAAUCUAGAUUCAAAUUAUAUUUCAUCAUAAAAUCAUGACUUUUAAAGUACGGAUAGGUGUUACUCAUAAACUGAAUGAUUGCAUUAGGACUUUAAAAAAUAUUGUUAUUAGCAUAACUUUAAUUGUUAUCGAUAUAUUGUAUGUCGAGUGAGAUAAAAAAACUUUUGAAAUAAAUGAUAUAUACAUACAUAUAUAUAUAUAUAUAUAUAUAUAUAUAUAUAUAUAUACACACACACACAUAUAUAUAUAUAUAUAAAUCGAGAAUUUACCAUGUACAUAGAAAUGAUACAAUAUAUAUCAACAUUUUAUCUAAACAGUUUGUGUUUUCUUUAUAUAUUAUAAAUUUAAUUGUUAUAGAUAUAUUGUAUGUCGAGUGAGAUAAAAAAACUUUUAAAAAAAAUGAUAUAUACAUACAUAUAUAUAUAUAUAUAUAUAUAUAUAUAUAUAUAUAUACACACACACACAUAUAUAUAUACAUAUAAAUCGAGAAUUUACCAGGUGCAUAGAAAUGAUGCAGGUUAUAUCAACAUUUUAUCUAAACAGUUUGUGUUUUCUUUACAUAUGCUAAUGUGUAAAAAGGUUUCCUGAAUAACAGAGUUUUAAAAAAAAAAUUGCCUGUAUUUAUUUAAUUCCCAACUGAUUUAGAUCUAGUCUUUUCAAUUUCCGAAUAAUAAAUAAUUUGCACGGAUUAAAAAAAAAUAAUAUUUUUCCUAGAUGAGAAUCUAGAAGAAAGCUAAAAAAUAAACACAAUUUUUGUGAACUAGCAUUUCGAAUAUCAUGCAAAUUCUUUUUUCUUUUAUGGUUGGGGGCAAUAGUUUUAGAAAAAUAUACUUACUCCUAUUUUGACAAUUUAAAUAAAUUCUGUGGAUUUGGUAAAAAUGUUUUAAAGUUUAUCUAAGAUAAACAAAGACCUAUCUAAGAUCUCUGUUUCUGUACCCCCUUCCUCUCUCGCUUAUAAAUGUUUCAAUAUGAAUUUGAAUAAACGCUUUAGCCAAAUGAUUAAUUUGGGACACGCCACAUCCGUGAUGAAUUCGGUUUAUGUAUGGCAUUUGGAGACAUAUCUUUCCCCCGAUCAAAAAGUAUCCUGCAAAAUGCACCUUUUGAUUUUGAAAUAUCAAAAUAAUAAUAAUAAUAAUAAUUCUAUAACAUAAAUAAACAACCUAUCUGUCUGGUCUCCAAGCAUUUCAAUAGCACUAACCAUGAUGGAAUUUUAGACAUCUCAGUUACUUGUAUACUGUAUACUGGUAACACACCGGAAAGGAUUGAUAUGGAGAAUAAAUCAAUUACAAGAUUUGGUACGUUGACUCCAUACGGGAUAAACCAAAUCCACAAUUUUACGUAGCUGCCAUGUCUUUUUCCUGUUUGGUUUUUACAUUUUAAUUCAAAUCACUCACUUUUCAUUCUUCUUUACUUUGUUCCCGUCUGGUUUUUUCGCCCACUCAUAUUUUUUCUCCUUUUUUAGGCAGGAUAAAUGAUAUAUAUAUAUUAUGUAAAUUUAAUUUAUACUUAUUUAAAUGUUUUGUUGUUGUACUGAUGGAGGCAUGCGCCGAAACGUUUACUUGUGUAUUAUGUAAAAUUAUUUUUAAAGUCUAACGUAUAUUGUUAUAUUGACACAAAUUGUCCUUGUUUAAUUAAUCUACUUUAAAGCUUUACGGCAGUCAAAAACUCUUAUAAUUCUGGGAAGAAGACUCAACAGACCCCCAUCGCUCAAGAUUCAUCGGCGUCCUCGAUUUCUACCAUACUUCCCGAUGAAAACGAUCGCUAACUUUGGUGACGAUAGAUACACUGCCUAGGGGCGUAGCUUGUAUUACUUCCACCAUGGGCAGUAAAAGAUUUUUUUUUUCCGUUUUCCCUUUCACGAUAAAACUCUGCAGUUGUCAAAAAACAAAAAAAAAAGAGGUUGCACUUGGGUGGCCCAUCCGAACCCUUUCUAUGUCACCGGCAGGGUGGGCUAGAGUGUUUCGCGUUAGGGGACAAGAUUCUUAAACUAAACCGAAAUUUAACUUUUCUGUUUCGGCCGAAGCCGAAACUAGGCCGAAAGCGAUCAAAUGGUAACUUUUGGCACCGAAACCGAAGCCGAAAUUAGGUCGGUCACUAGUCUGAAAACACUCUUAUGCAACCUAUUUUUCUAGGUGCUGACCACUCUCUGAUUUACAGAGUGGUGAAUAUCAGAUAUUUCUCUAAGCACACAACAUACUCCUGUAUAGUGCCAUUGAAUCAUCUAGAAACACUAGAGUUUUUUUUAAACUUUAUAUAAUGAGAAAUAAAGUUAUUUUCCAGCAAUUUUGAAUUGUUUCCGUAUCACCAAACUCAUACAUGUAGUUAUGUCAUUCAACAUUUUCAGGUCCCAGCUGAUUUGAGAAAUUUUGGAUUGGCAGGGGAUGUAAAAGGAUGGAACUUGGUGAUUUCUCACAAUGGCAGCACUUGUGGAGGCGCCAUUGUAAAACAUUCCAGAAAUCAGGUAUUUAAAAAACAAAAACAACGACUGACGUAUAUUUUAUUUUGGAACCUAAAUUAAACUUAUUUAUAAAUUCUGUCUGCUAACACAUUGUAGUGGGAAAAGCCCUUUUAUAUUCAAUAUUUAAAUUUAAGUCUGUUUGGCGUUGACAUUAAGAGCAAGACAAACUAAUAUUAAAAACAAUUUUCUUCUCAAGUGGCUAGGAAAUGUUUCGAAAAACUGAAUUCUCUUGUUUCCUUAAUAUUUAUAUGACUUUGAGUGUGUUAUUAAUAAUUAUAACAUGUUUUUCUUUUAUGAAAUUUAAAGCCAGGUACAAAAAUUUAUAAGCGGACCUUCCAAAUGCAAUACUUACAAGAAAUCAAAACAUUGGAAGAUAAGGUCAUCGAAGCAGAGUGUAAAAUAUCGGGAAACGAAGAAGUCAUUUCUUUUGGAAAUUAUACAGUCAAUGAUAUUAGCAAAGAGUAAGAAUGUUAAAAAAAAUAUUUUCUUAGAAUACCCUUUCCUAAGUAGCACUUGUCCAGAAAAAUUCCAGUUAAUGAAUGAAAUGUAUUUAUGUCACAUAUAUUAAUUUUUAAUUUUUUUUUUCAAUCAAUAAUUCUUCCUUAAUCUGUAAUUGAUAUGAUUUGUAAAUUGUGUUUUUAAAAACAGUAGUUAGUUAUUUAUUUCUAGGACCUUUUUCUGAUAAAGCUUUUUAUAUUUUAUACUAAAAAACAACAACAACAAAAAAGCAAGAUGUACAGCAAAGAGGUUUACGUUGAAAACUAGACAAAAGAAGAGAAAAAAUGUUUUGUGCAGAAAAGUCUCUCGUAAAAAAAAUGGGAAAACCGGAUUUAAAAAAGUAAAAAACUGAACAAAAAUGCAUGAACAAAUGCGUUCUUUUAUAAAUUUCCAUUGAAAAAAACAACAACAAUCAAUUUGAAUUUAAUUACUUAAUUGACGAAUAUUAAUUAUAAAAUAGACAAUUCAAGAAAUAUGUGUUACAAUUGCAUUACAACGUUUAUAAUAGAUUAAAGUAGAUUUUUUAUUGAAUAAUAUUUUUUAAAAUAAUUUUAGCAAUGGGCUCAAUGUAUCCUUUGCUAUUACUGCUAAUGUCACUUUGGCUGUUCAACAUAAUGGAACGGAUGUGUCUUCGUCUUCUAUCAAUUUGGGAGAUGAGCUGGAUCUGAUUUUUACAAUGAGCAGCGUUAACAAUGGUGAGCAUUUUUAAAUCCUUUAUAAUUAACGUCGCUUUCGUUCUUGGCUAGCUGGCAAAAUCUUCUAACGGCUAAAUGAUCCACAUCCCGUCACCAUAUCGAGCUAAAACUUGGCAUAUAGACUCAAGGGCUUUGACAACAGAUCGUUUCAAAUUUUCAGCCCCAGCACAAAUCAGUUUUUCAAGGAGACCAUGGAAAAAUUAAUUGGGAUUAUUAUAAAUUGCGUUACUUGUAGGCAUGUUUUGUCAAAUUUUCAGCCCCAUCCAUUAUUAGUUGAUAUUAUAUUUUAUAAAGGAUUUAUACGAAAAAGUAUGUUUUCAGGGGUUGUCUCAUAACCCUCUUUUAAUACGAUAUGAAGAUUUGAGGCAUCGUAUCGAUUCUCAUCCCCGAUUCAGUAUUUUCAAAGUUAAAAAACUAAAUUUCACCUAUAACAACGCGCAGUACUAAUGAUGUUAAUUUGUUGUUAACGAACAGUUUGAUUCGCUUUCAUCUUUCUAGCAAUGAUUCAUUGAAAUGUUGAGAGUAUAAAGCCACCGGUCGUGCUCUCAUCCAGUACUAUCAAAAUUUUAAUACGAAUUUAAACACCGUAGUAUCCCAGGUAGUCUCAUCUGAUACUCAUUCUCCAACCAAAAUAAUAUUUUCAGAUAAACUCUCUUUGAGAAUUCUGGAGACCGAUCUUUUAAACAUCUUUGACGAUAACUGUUCUGUAGCGUUACACUUGCUACAAUAUCGCUUACUUGAACGAUGUAAAUCACCAGUCACUGACCAUCAGUAAAGGACCAUUAAAACUUCCUCUACAAUACUCUACAAAAGUUAAAACAACUUUAGUUUAAAACAUUGCGUGUUUAGAAUAAAAAUUUUGAGAGGUUAACCAUCAUAUUAAUACUUAAUGGUCAUAAAAAAUAUGGAACUGUUACGAGGGCUUUGUUUCGAUCGACAAUUUAUUAGUGUUGUAAUUUACAUAAUCUAAUCUUUAAAAUGUUAAAUAUAUUUAAAUUUAAUUUUUGUUACUUGAUCCAAGAGAUGUGUCUCAUUGAUUUGUUUUUAAAUUCUAAGCUACAUUUUUUCCACAGUGUACAAUGAUUUUAUGAUCAAAGAAUGCACUGCGAAUGAUGUAGACAAUUCAUCGACAUCAGUUCGACUUAUAUACAAUCUGUAAGUUUUAGCUUAAUUAUUUUUCAGUUAUGCGAAAACAUUUAAUAAUAUUUUUUUUCUUUGAUUUUAGAAAAUUGUUUAAUUUAACUCUUAUCUAUAUAUUUUUUUUCUUCAGAAGAAUAAUUUGAACAAGCUUUUAAAAAACAUGACCAGUUAAUGACAUAAAUUGAUGCUGUUCAUUAUUAAAAGGGAGCAGACAUUUUAAACUAACGCAGUGAGCAUAUGUAGAUAAAUUCGUUUUGAUACUAUGCAGUAUUUAUAUCAAAUACCAGGAACAUUUUAAAGUUCCAAUUUCAAUUUCCACUAUUACAUAAUAGUUUUCACUUUGGGUGGGUGCAACCUGCUGCCGUCUAAUUCUUCACGUGCGCUCAUUUCACAGAAACAAAAAUGUUACAGAACAACUCCAUCUAUGCCAUUAUGCUGAGACUGGAUGUUCAAAAUCUUUCAAAUAAAAAGCAGACAACUCAACCAUUUAAAAAAUGGUUAACGUUAAACUUACACACAUUUUUUUAAAACAUUUACUUCCACCCAUCAUCCAAAUGAUGCAUACAUAUUGGAAUGAAUAAGGAAUUAAGUUUCUUAACCGAGGCUUAAUUUGAGUACGGACAAAUGAAUGCGUCUUUCCAGCAUGUUGUUCCCCACGUUGUUGACAAAAAAUGCGUUGUAUACUCUUUUUAUUAUGUCGCUCUGUCCGUUUUUGUGGAAACUUGCAUUACACAUUUGACCUACUUCCUUAAGUUUAAUUGAGCUGACACUUUGUACGCUUACUCACUCUCGAUGACAAUAAAACUUUUCAUGAUCAUUAGGCCACCAGUGACCUCCUCUUACCAUUGACUGACCUCCGCGGAUAUCUCAGGGACGGAACGUGAAAGGGACUCCGGGUUUUCACUACAGCGUUUCCUUAAAAAUGAUUACUCUUUCCCGAUAACAAUUAACAAAGACAACAUUUUUUACCACAGAAAGGUCACCGUCACCACUGACAUUUUACAUGUUUGUGUUUCAUGCUUGCCCCUUGCUUUUUUUAUUCAAAUGACGUUAACAACUUGGAAGCUUAGUAGACAUUUAUUUUUUACUGUUUAGUACAUUUUUUGGAAAAGCGCGUUUUUAAUGUAUGUUUUUAUAUUAUUUUAAUGUAUUCUUUGAUUUUGGCAUAAUAUGUAGUGGACAGUGUAUAUAGUUUAUAUAAUGUGUAUACUUUAAUUGUGGAUGAGUUGAAUUUUUUUUUUAAAUUAUUUAUUACAGGUGCCCAAAUCUUACUCUCAGUUCGUUGUUCAUGAUUCCUCCACCACCACAGGGUCUAAAAUCCAACCACACCAAGAACUCUUCCCCAUCGAAUCCGGCCGUAACGCUGAAAUUAAAGGCUUUCAUGUUUACUGAACACGGUCAAUCUGCUCGAAUAUCUUUUACCUGUACUGUUACAUUCUGCAAUGAGGAAUGUACGGUAAAUGAACCACUAAUUGUAUUGCAAUUCGUUGUUAUUUAAAUACAAAUGGGCUGCCAUUUAAAAUCUGUAUCGUAUAAAUAUUUAUGAAUUGUAUUUAAUUUUAUCAUGUUUAAAUAUUUCUUCUUUUAUUGUCCUGUCUUUCUAUUUCAAGGGUCCACAAAGUUGUUUUUCUAUAUUUUUCUUUUAAAAAAAAAAUCACUUGAAAAGAGCCGGUACCUUAUUUAACUUAUAAUCAACACAAAGAUUAAAAAAAAAGUAAAUAUUACUAUGUACAAGACGACAACUAACUAUUCUUCAACAACAUUUUCCUAUUUCGUUUCAGCAAACGUGUUCAGGUAAGUGAAGGUAUUGUAGAUUGUAGAAAGCAACAUCGUUCAUGUAAUGAAAUGAUACAACUACUUACAAAUAAUGCUGUAAAUCUUUUUUUACAAGCACAAACACACAUACUUGAAACAUCUUUCAUGAAUUUUUAUUUAAAAAUUUGAUUUUAUAAAAUUAAAAAAAAUUAUAAUAAUUAAUGAGCAAAUUGUCUAAACGUUUAUUGUUUGCGAACACAAAAGUAACCUAAUUCCUAAAUCUCAGAAGCUUGUAAUAAAAUAUAAGUCAUCUUUUAUAAUUAACAACACAUUUUAGAUGUCACACAGUCGGCUAACACCGCUGGAAGAAAAAGGAGAUCAGCAGAUAACGAAGCCAAGGUUUCUGCUGUGGUCACUGUGGUGGAUCCUUUUGCUAAUGUUAAAGGUAAUGAAAAAACUGAAUAUUCAUUGUAACAAGAAACAAUAGUGUGAUUCCGAUUCCUACUCUUUGCCUGACGACACCCAACUGUUACGGAACUAAAUGAUGCGUGCUACGAACAAUUUCCAUUACUAUAAAAUUGUACUUAUUUCAAUUGCGUCGUCUCUAAUACAUUUAAAGAAUCUGAGAUGGCUAAAUAACAAACUAAAAAAUAUUUUUAAUAUGCUUUUGUAUAAAACAAAACAAAAAAACUGCUUGAACUUGUUAAGGUGUUGUCAAAGAUUAUUGAAAAACAUAAGUAAACACUUGGGCCCAUUAGUAAACAAGUGCCCCACAAUAGUUUGGGGGUAAUUAUUUUCUAUGUAUAACAUUGUAGAGUUCUAGAGCACUUGUUUUCACGUCUUUGCGUUUAAAUUGUUUUUUCUUUGUUAAUAUAGCUCAAAUUAAUUUGUUGACAUUUAAAGUAGGUUUAUAGACAAUUACAUAAUAUUUUUUUUUCAAAUAUUACAAUAUCACCGAUGCACUAAGCAAUGAUAGUCUACAGCAUGCACAAGAUUGUAGAACGCUAGCCGAAUAGACCAUCUCCACUACAAACAGAUUCAGUGGCAAAUUAUAUUUUGAAGUGAACUGAACUGGGUAUCAAUAAAGUUGGUACUGUUAUGAUCUUGUUCGUGGGCGUGGCUCAAAUGCAGUGUGUCUUUCAGAAAUUCCCCCCCCCCCCGGGAGCGCUCUUCAGGUUUUCGGGGUCAGUUCAAGCAGUUCAAGUUGAUUUAUUGUUGGACAUAUUUUUGCUCCGGGAGGGGGGCACUUGGCUUUCCCGGGGGGGGGGAGGGGCCACCCCCCGGAGAUAUAGCUGAAAGUAACCCUGCUGAAAUGUCGAGACCAUGGGGACGAAUGUAGAGUCCAAAGAGAGUUUAUAGUUUUAGUCAAGCUAGUGUGUUUAGUGUAGUGCUAGUAGUCUUCGUUUUGGUAGUUCAUUGCUGAGACCUCUAUUUUUGGGCGGAUUCUCAUAGCGCUUGUACUGGAGUUCAUGUUAGAAUGUUUAUCAGCUGCAAUAAAUAUAAUGUUCAUCAUAGUUGAUUGGGUUACAUUGUCAACAUGUAAUAUCUCUACAAAGUAGGUAAAAGAGUUUCAAUAUUCUACCCUAGUUCGUCAAUAGCCUUAACUGCUCGAAAUCAUGUGAGGGCGUCCGUAACUGUUGUAAAUGUAUGUUUUGGGUGGUUCUGAUAAUCUCUUUAUUCUUUCAUUCCUCCAGAGUUGAAGAACACAAAUCAGAUGGAGCAGUGCCUGCAGGAGCCGAGUUUCAUCGCAACGUUGGCGACGUGUGGGGCGGUCAUUUUUAUUCUACUUAUAAUAUGCAUCAUACUCGCAACAAAGCUGAUGACGCUCAGGCAGAAGAGAGUGAAUGAGCCAACGGGUUGUACAGGACCAGCAUUUGAAUUGAGAAUUCCACGUCUGUCUGUUUCCAACUCGAAGGAACAUUUCUAUCAUCAUGAUUGAACAUUUCACGCUUUAUUGCAUAGUAUUGUAUCUUAAACAACGCUUGAUAUUUUAAGCAGAUAAUCGGGUAUAUAGCGUAUCUUUGCACGAGACAGAGGGGAAUUAGAAAAAAAAUAUGAAUCUAUAAAAUCAAACUCGCAUAAGUCAUCAGUGAUUUUAAUUAUAUAUUUAUAAAAAAAACUUACAGAUUAGCAACACACAUUUAAUGAUGAAAAAUAUAAAUGUCUUAACAUCAUUCAUUUUUUUCGCAUGUCACGUUAUUAUACAAUUACAAACGCAACAAGAUAUUUCAGUUAUAUAUAUAUAUAUAAACAACUUCAGUUAAAGCCUUUUAGGGUUAUCGAUACCUUUUUUGUUUAACUGACAUUAAAUCUGUGUAAUAAUUUGUGCAUAAAUAAACAGAGAGGAAAUUCUUUUAAAUAUAUAAUUAUCUCUCUUUAAUCUUUCAAUGAAGCUACCCUUCACGUUACAUAUUACACAUACAUGUCGUGAACGAGACUGCUACAAAAUUAUGUGAUUGUUAAACAUGGAUGGAUUAAUCACGAUGUUUUCUUCGACACAGUUAACUUACAAAUUACGAUGGUUUUACCCGUAGCACAUUCGGGAAUGGUCAUGUGAUAAUAUUGGAGCGAUCUUCAAUUUCGUGUC